Paramacrobiotus metropolitanus is the source of this 2330-nucleotide messenger RNA. RefSeq names its product mucin-2-like. Lineage: Eukaryota; Metazoa; Tardigrada; Eutardigrada; Parachela; Macrobiotidae. Bases 61 to 2202 code for a protein of 713 amino acids. The transcript is spliced from 7 exons. The record is from RefSeq and is a predicted model, not a curated record. Gene Ontology annotation, molecular function: zinc ion binding; metalloendopeptidase activity. Gene Ontology annotation, biological process: proteolysis.
CUGCGCGGAACUGGUGGAAAUGAAAAAGAUUAAUUUCGCCUUUAGCAAUAUCAACCGGUUAUGUCUCAUUCGCAGAUUCGUACGUACGUUGAUACAUUUAACAAGAAACUUGAGAAUGUAGCAAAUUUCUGGAAGUUAGCAAUAACAGCAUAUGGAGAUUGUCUUGCACGCAGUAGAUUACACAUGAAUAUACCGCACAUUAACACUAUGUGCUUCAGCAAAGACGGUUUAUGCUCGGUGCGAACUGCCGUUUCAAGCAUUGCUGUGUGUAUAUUCCUGGUGUAUGGGACGCGUUUAGUGUCUGCAGAGGAUGGUGACUGGGACAGCGAUUCCGACACUAAACCCGGCCAGCCGCUGUAUCAGGAUGAUCUACUGGGAUGUGAUGCCACCAAGAAUCCUCCAUGUCCGCUGCAGACAUCCCUCACGCCUUUCCCCAAGUUGCCCGACGAUGAAAAGUACACUAUUCCGUUUUCCAUCAAUUUUUUUCCAGAAAACCCGCCGUUCUACCAGUUCGUCAUCGAGGAGGCCUUACCGGAGAUUGAAGUGGUCAUGGACCGGUGCGCGGUUUUUCGCGGCAUCGAUCAGGUCGAAAGCAUCGUUACCAGCUUCAAUAUGCUGCGCAUUAAGUCCGGUCCGCAUUGUGCGGCGAGAUUUGGCGGAAAUGCAGCGGACGCCGAACACACGAUUGUCUUGAAUGAGACGUGCGUCCGCAAACAGGUGGCUGUGGUGCGGCGGUUGUUUCUAUUGGCCAUGGGUCUGCCACAUGAGCAUGUACGACCGGACCGGGAUGACUACAUCAACAUCAAUCUGGACAAUGUAAAACCCGGUAGGCAGGCAGAAUUUAACAAAAUCGAAGGCAAAAUCCUGGAUACGGGCGAUUACGACUACGAAUCGCUUCUGCAUCCUGCCGCGAACUUUUUGUCGACGGAUGACAAACUUCCAACAAUCACAGCGAAGAAGGGCGCUAGCAAAAUCGGCGGAGGAGACAAUUUAAGUGACGGUGAUGCGACGAAAUUAAGGCAUCUUAUCUGCGGAGAACUGCUGCCAGCCAAAUCUAAGCCGACGGAUCCACCAGCAACCACGUCCACAACUGAAGAAUCAACGCCAAAGAAAAAAGAAAUAACCUCUCCCAUUCCGAUUAACGCUAGCCGUUCUCGUAAACGCGCUAGCAGCUUAGCUGCUAACGCGUUGCCGACAACUACAACACCGACAACAACUACAACACCGACAACAACUACAACAACGAUGCCGACAACUACAACACCGACAACAGACAAUGAGGAAGGCAACGGCGUGCGGCCGUCUAAAUCCACGGUGAAAUCGACGACGUCAACCAUCGUCACACCAACACUCGCGGAAAGUCCCCGUGUGGUCACUCAACAAACACCCGCAACUGCCAGGAAAACCACCGAGCCGAAUGACGAUGGAGGCGACGCCGAAGCCACAACACAAGCGUCAAAACCGACGUCAACCGAGCGGAAACCGAUCCCGGUAACUGAUAGACAACCUGGGGAAGUGGUAGAGUUUGUCGAACCGGUAACCGUUGGGCUUGAAUCGCCGAUUCGAAAUGUGUGGAAAACGACACCCAGCACGAGCCUCCCGUCUACAGUGACAACAGACGAGACUGACGUACGCGAGGAAACAACAGAGACAACAACCAGGAAGACGAAGAAAAGGAAACCAACUACAUUAGCCACAACACCACAACCCACCGAUGACGAAGAUAUCGUGACGAACACCCCGUCCAAAGGUCACGAAAGCAUCUUGGUUAUGCAGAACCCGCAACAGGGACUACCCCACCCUCCGGUUAUUGCCCCCACUCGCACAAUACAAACCUGCCGUGAAGGGCAGUAUGUGCUGGUGUACAACAAUCAGACUUACGGACGGUCCAUAACGCAGACUCUAGAAGGGGGCGCUGUUAUUCACACCCUAAGGACGUACACCAUGCUGAACUCUUACAACUGGUUUCCUUAUGAAGCGAGUGAGUCGAAGGAUUACUUGGAUACCACGGUAAAUAAUCCCGGGUUCACUGGCAUCGUAUUGGAUGUCAGUACUUUGAGGUUUGCAGUGUCUACGCGGGUAUUCGAAACGCAAUACCAAGUGGAGAAGCUGGUUAACGGCGAAGUACAGCGGAAGAAGAACGAAACGAGAAUUGCUAAAUGUGUUAAUGAGGAUGAAAUUAAUUGGGAGAAGAAGGGUUAACAGGCUGUAAUUCGAGCGGGAAUGUUCUUUAUCGAAACAUAGUUAGCAAAAUGUGUGAUAUAUGUAGCUUUAUUGGUCAAAUCAUACUUGGGGGCAAAGUAAAGAAAGAAACAUGUAUACUACAACAA